Messenger RNA from Penicillium cataractarum, 2043 nucleotides. Its product is annotated as PAN-complex poly(A)-binding subunit PAN3. Gene Ontology annotation, cellular component: PAN complex; P-body. The record is from RefSeq and is a predicted model, not a curated record. Gene Ontology annotation, biological process: nuclear-transcribed mRNA poly(A) tail shortening; protein phosphorylation; mRNA processing. Bases 1 to 2043 code for a protein of 680 amino acids. Gene Ontology annotation, molecular function: protein kinase activity; ATP binding; poly(A) binding. The transcript is spliced from 8 exons. NCBI's taxonomy places the organism in Eukaryota, Fungi, Ascomycota, Eurotiomycetes, Eurotiales, Aspergillaceae.
AUGGCCUCCGCCGGCAAGCCUCCGCUGGAUGAUUCCCGUCGCACGACCGGAUCGCCGAAAAUGAAGACCCGAGAGAAUGCGAAAGAUACAUUAUGCCGUAACGUAACCAUAUACGGCCGUUGUCGAUAUGAAGACAAAGGUAUUUAUCCCACGAAAAGCGAUGAUUGUGGCCGUUAUUCAAGAGCGUGGAGGUCUGACUUGGGUUCUCUCUCAGGCUGCGCAUUCAAUCACGACCCUCUGAAAGUCAACGCUGCAAAUCAAGCUGAAAACAAGAAACGAUUCAACGUCGACUCGCCGAGCUUUACCCCCUCCCUCCUAUCUGGCAAUGGCACUUCUGCGCCAAAGAAGUCCACCACCAUCUCCCCGAAGGCUGCGAGCGCCGCUCCCUUCCAGCCCAGGGUUGCGGCAUCAUCACGCUCCAACACGAGUACUCCGACGGCACGACAAGAAGUAGGAACUCCCGACUGGACCGUAGCUGAUGUACAAGAAUUCGUCCCUCAGGGCUUUGAAGGCGCUCACGUGGGCCCUCUUCAAGGCAACGGGAAUGGAAUCACGAGUCCGGGCGCCUUUGACCCGUUCGUCACAGCUUCCACACCCCUCACUGCCGCAGGAGCCGUUGGCCCAGUCUCGGCCAACCCAUAUGCUCAUGACCCGACUGCUGCACUCGGAGGAGGCGCAUUCUUUGCGAACCAAGGGGGCUUCCAGCAGCCGGUCCAAUAUCACCUCUAUGCCCCAAUUGGCCCUCAUAACCAGAACACCCUAGGCUAUCAGCGAAACGUUCACGACCUCUUCCUCCCUAAUGACUUCCGAGAAGAACUCCAGAAGAAGGCGGCAGCUACCCUUCAAACCCUCCCCAACACAACACUCCCCGCCCAGGUUGACUACUUCCACUCACUCGUACCGUUGGAUCUCAGCCACCAGAAGAAUGCUGCAACCUUUGGUUACCCAAGCUGGGUUUACAAAGCGCAAUCUAGCAAAGACGGCAAUUUCUACGCACUGCGAAGACUUGAAGGGUUCCGUUUGACCAACGAAAAGGCAAUCCGGUCCGUCCAGGCGUGGAAGCGCGUUUGCAACGGGAGCGUUGUGACUGUCCACGAUGCGUUUACCAGCCGCAGUUUCCAAGACAGCUCCCUCAUCUUCGUCACUGACUACCACCCGCUGUCCAAGACUCUCGCCGAACAACAUUUGGGCGCCGGAAACCGUUUCCAAGGUCGCCAAAACAAUACUCACAUCCCCGAGCAGGUCCUCUGGGGCUACAUGACGCAGAUUGCGAAUGCACUCAAGUCUAUCCACACCAACGGCCUCGCUGCUCGUGUGCUGGAGGCCAGCAAAGUCCUGCUGACGGGCAAGAACCGCAUCCGCUUGAAUGCCUGCGCUGUCUUGGAUGUAGUUCAAUAUGACUCGCAGCGGACCGUGGCGGACCUCCAACGGCAGGAUCUAGUCAAUUUCGGGCAAUUGAUCGUCACUCUAGGUGCCAACUCGCCCAAUGUCAUGCAUAACCCCACCAAAGCGAUGGAGCAUUUCACUCGCGCGUACAGCCCUCAAAUGAAGAACUCUGUCUUCUGGCUGUUGAACGGGUUGCAGAAAGACCAGGAGCGGACCAUUGACCUCUUUAUUACUGGCAUCUCCUCCCAGCUUAUGUCCACCUUUGACUCGGCUCUCCAUCUGGAUGAUCAACUCACAUCAGACCUCAGCCGCGAACUCGAGAACGGACGUCUGGUGCGCCUGAUGACCAAAUUGAACUUUAUUAACGAGCGCCCCGAAUAUGAGCACGACCGACAGUGGGCCGAGAAUGGAGAGCGUUACUUCCUGAAGAUCUUCCGAGACUACGUCUUCCACCAAGUCGAUGCCUCUGGGGAUGCCGUUGUCGACCUCGGACAUGUACUCACUUGCCUGAACAAGCUCGAUGCCGGGUCUGAUGAGAAGAUUACCCUUGUGAGCCGCGAUGAGCAGAGCUGCUUCAUUGUCAGCUACAAGGAGGUUAAGAAGGCCUUGGAGUCGUCAUUCCAGGCCCUCAUGAAGCCGACCAGAAGGAUGCAUUAA